Messenger RNA from Acipenser ruthenus (sterlet), 1959 nucleotides. Its product is annotated as protein-tyrosine sulfotransferase 1. Gene Ontology annotation, cellular component: Golgi apparatus. The record is from RefSeq and is a predicted model, not a curated record. Gene Ontology annotation, molecular function: protein-tyrosine sulfotransferase activity. Bases 359 to 1465 code for a protein of 368 amino acids. The transcript is spliced from 6 exons. Lineage: Eukaryota; Metazoa; Chordata; Actinopteri; Acipenseriformes; Acipenseridae. Gene Ontology annotation, biological process: peptidyl-tyrosine sulfation.
AAGCUUUCAUUGUCAUAGCAGCGGGAGGUUGGAGGCGGUGACGCGCUGUCUCGUUUUGUUGCUCUGAGGGAGAGAGAGGUUCCUGCAGUAUAGCAGAUUUAUGAAGAGGGACGGUGUGCAGCAUUAUAAAAAAGAAAAAAAUGCAAUAAUUAAUCAAAGACAUGAACAAGUGCCAGAGUAAACCUCUUUUGAGCACGACACACCCUCCGUUGGAGACGAAGGCUCUGCAGCUCUAGAGCUCAUGGAGUUGGACCCGCUGCACAGCUUGCAGUUUGUGGAGCUUCAAGCCUUGCGGCUGCUUUGGUGAAACAGUCGGAUUUAUCGGAAGGGAAGUACCCACUACUUUUAGUUUUUAACGAUGAUCGGAAAAUUAAAGCAGAACUUGCUGGUGGCGUGCCUGGUCAUCAGCUCCGUCACUGUCUUCUAUCUCGGUCGACAGGCUAUGGAGUGCCACCACUGGAUAGAGGAACGAAGCCAGACUCCCUCUGUGGACUUUGCCAAGACCACGUUGAAGACUGGACUCAACCGAACUGCAAACCCCUUUCUUUACAACAAAGACAUGCCUUUAAUAUUCAUCGGCGGGGUCCCGCGCAGUGGCACCACGCUCAUGAGGGCGAUGCUAGAUGCCCAUCCCGAGGUGAGGUGCGGGGAGGAGACCAGGGUUAUUCCCCGAAUCCUGGCCAUGAAGCAGAUGUGGAGCCGGUCGGGUAGGGAGAAAAUGCGCCUGGACGAAGCCGGGGUGACGGACGAAGUGUUAGACUCUGCCAUGCAGGCGUUUUUACUGGAGAUCAUUGUUAAACACGGGGAGCCUGCUACUUACCUGUGCAAUAAAGACCCCUUUGCUCUCAAGUCCUUGACUUACCUGGCUAAAAUCUUUCCGCACGCAAGAUUCAUCCUGAUGAUCCGCGACGGCCGGGCGUCCGUCCAUUCCAUGAUCUCUCGCAAGGUCACCAUCGCUGGCUUUGAUCUCAACAGCUACAGGGACUGUCUGACCAAGUGGAACCGGGCCAUCGAGACCAUGUACAUGCAGUGCAUGGAGGCAGGUGAUAAAUGCAUGCCGCUGCAUUACGAACAGCUGGUCCUGCAUCCCGAGAUGUGGAUGAAGACUCUGCUGAAAUUCCUCGACGUUCCUUGGAAUGAGGCCGUGUUGCACCACGAGGAACUGAUCGGAAAAGCGGGAGGGGUGUCCCUUUCCAAGGUCGAGAGGUCCACAGAUCAGGUGAUCAAGCCUGUCAACGUGGAAGCGCUGUCGAAAUGGGUGGGGAAGAUCCCGCAAGAUGUUCUGCGGGAUAUGCCAGUCAUUGCGCCCAUGUUGGCCAAGUUAGGAUACGAUCCAUACGCCAAUCCCCCAAACUAUGGAAGACCAGAUCCUAGGGUCCUGGAUAACACUAGAAGGGUCUUUAAAGGUGAAUUUCAGCUCCCUGCUUUUCUUAAAGGACAGCCACAGACUGGACCAGUAGCAUAACAGAAAUGCAGCUCCUGGUAUUCAAUGUGGGAAAGACCAGAGCUGAAAAGAUGCCACACCUUCAGUUUUUACCUGAAUACACAGAUCUUUGUGCAGCAAUGCAAGUGCGUGUUUGUGGACUUGAGGAAGCCCUGGUUUUAGGGACUGAAAGAAUGCACUUCGAUAUUCACAAGAUUUCACUGGCUUUGUGUUGUACUGUACCAGACAUGCUGAUCACAAAACGUGGAUUCAUCUUCAUCAGCUCGUUAGCCCAGGGGCUCUGGGGUUGUACGUUGUUUUUUAUUUUUUUGCCCCUCCCACAUAUAAACUUCAGAAGUCUUGUUAAUUUAUGGCAGAAUCUAUCUCGAGGCUAUGGUAUGUAUUUGUACAUUUUUGUGUAUGAUGUGAUGCCAUCGCUACUGUUGGGAUUUUAGUUGUUUUAAAUACUGACGUUUUUCACCUGUAUCUACGAUCCAUGGUAUUUUGUAUUUUCAAAAACAAUAAAAAAAACUAAA